CACGGCCCGGCAGUUGCCUGGUAACGCCCGCUGAAGGAGUCCCGGCGUCUGAAGGUCCCGGAGAAGUGUCACUGGCCCCGAGUGGGACCCCGUAGUCCGUUCUCUCCGCGCCAGCCUGUCCCCGCGGCUUGGCGGGCUAGGGCAGGGGAGAUGUUGCAGGAGGAGUCGGAUCUUUCUCUCGUUAUUGCCCAGAUAGUCCAAAAGCUCAAGGGCUCCAAUUUGUACGCUCAGUUGGAACGGCAGGCCUGGGCCAGUCUUCAGAGACCUGAGAUUAAACUUGAAUCACUAAAAGAAGAUAUUAAGGAAUUCUUUAAAAUAUCAGGUUGGGAGAAGAAACUUCAGAAUGCUGUUUAUAGUGAACUGAGUGUGUUUCCUUUACCUAGCCAUCCUGCUGCACCUCCUGAACAUCUCAAAGAACCUUUGGUAUACAUGAGGAAAGCACAGGGAAGUUGGGAAAAAAGAAUUUUGAAGAGUUUAAAUAGUAUGUGCACUGAACUGAGUAUCCCAUUGGCACGAAAGAGGCCAGUUGGAGAACAGAAAGAACUUCUCAAUAAAUGGAAUGAAAUGGGAACUGAUGAACCAGAUUUAAGCCUUUUCAGACCUGUUUAUGCACCCAAGGAUUUUCUGGAGGUGUUAAUUAAUCUUCGCAACCCAAAUUAUGAAAAUGGUGAUUCUCUUAGUUUCAGGACUCAUUUGGGUUUAAUCCAAGUUCCUCUGAAAGUAAAAGACAUCCCUGAAUUGAAAGAAUUCUUUGUAGAAUUGGGCUUAACUACAGGACAGCUGGGUAUAGAUGAUUCUACACAAGUGCCUCCUGAACUUUUUGAAAAUGAGCAUGUACGUAUUGGGCAAAAAGUUCUAGCAGAACAAGAUAGUGCCGCUGCUCAACAGUAUAUCAGACAAGGAAGCCCCACAGCACUGAGAGCGGAAUUAUGGGCUCUCAUUUUGAAUAUUUCCAGUCAACCUGAGGAUAUCUUAUAUUAUGAGCAGCUCAAGACCAAUGUGAUACAACAUGACCUUUUGGUGGAUAGUCUAAUCUAUAAAGAUGUGAAGUUGACAGCAAGCAAUGAUGAUUAUUAUUUUGUAUUUGAAGACUAUUUAUAUCAGGUAUUACUUUGUUUCUCCCGGGAUACAUCUGUGUUGGGUCAUUUUGCGUACAACAGCGCUUCACCACCGAAAUCAUACAUCAGAGGAAAACUAGGACUAGAAGAAUAUGCAGUAUUUUAUCCACCAAAUGGUGUAAUCCCUUUUCACGGAUUUUCAAUGUAUGUUGCACCGCUUUGUUUUCUGUACCAUGAACCUUCCAAACUGUAUCAGAUAUUCCGUGAGAUGUAUGUGCGUUUUUUCUUCAGACUACAUUCCAUCUCUUCUCACCCUUCUGGUAUUGUGUCCCUCUGUCUGCUGUUUGAAACUCUUCUUCAGACUUACCUCCCCCAGCUCUUUUAUCAUCUACGAGAAAUUGGGGCUCAACCGCUACGCAUAUCCUUUAAAUGGAUGGUUCGAGCUUUCUCUGGAUAUUUAGCUACAGAUCAACUCCUGCUUUUGUGGGAUAGAAUCCUAGGAUACAACUCUCUGGAAAUUCUUGCUGCCGGGGCUUACUGUCAGCUGCUGUGAGGUCAGCACAGCAGAGUGUAGGGAUACUUCAUUCCUACUCCUGGCUUCUCUGCCUUCUCACGUGUUCCGAGCCCCUUCUCAACCACGGCCUAAAAUCUAAGCUGACACGGAGCCUCCCUGCGAAGUUGAAAUCUCAGCUCUUCUGGACUUGAGUUUGAGUUCUGGACAUGACUGCAAAACCUUUUCCUUUUCGCUAACACCCUCUGACUCCUGGUGGUUGAGUUUCCCCUUUUAGGUAUUCUCUUCAGCCAAAAAAGAUUUCAUCUGUUUUUUCAGGAAGCCACAGAUUGAUCUCUUAUUAUAAUUAAGCAGGUCUUAUAAUAGAGAUACAAGACAACUGUAUGAUAAUACACAGGGCACAGAUUUCUUGUUAAUUAUAUUAUUUUGCUUAUCUUAUACAAAAUAAUCUCAGUUAUUUUAAUCAUUGGGAUUAUUAGGAAAUUCAAAUAAAUAGCACAAGGUUUUCACAACAAUGGAUGGAGAGCAGAAAAGCUGGCAGAGUGCUGGGUCCAACCUUCUCCAGUUGUGUAUAUUGAAUAAAUUAUCUAACCUGUGUGAGUCUUCAUUUCCGUACCUUAUAUUGAUAGCAUUAUCAAGAUCCCACUCUGGGUAAUUGUGGAAACAAUGCUUCAUUGAAGAAGUCCCUUUUCUUAUAGAAGAUUCUUUAGGUACCAUAUUAACAUAUUCUUGAAUGCUGAGAGGUCUAGAAUAAUAGUAUGUUAAUUCAAAAAGCAAAAUUAGAGUAAUAAUAAAGUGUCGUGAAGAAAAACAUCACCCUUGGUGUAAUCAGAGAUACCACUUAAUGGUGCUGCUAACAACUCCCAGUAUCCUUCUGUCUCAAUUGGAUUUUGAGCCCGUACAGAUAGGCGUGAGGAAAGAAGGGUCUGCCCUCAGCUGUCUUGGCUGAAUGGCAGUGAUGCAUAGAAUCUACAGGGAGAGGAAUCCUAGAGGACAUCAGGUAUGAUUCUUUUAGAUGUUUCUGACAGGCGGUCCUCACCCUCUGCUUAAACACUUGAGUGUUGGGUCGUCCUUGUCUGACGAGUUAGCCCAUCUCACUUCUGGAUGACAUGGCUUGCUAAAAGGUACUCCUGUUAAGCCAGGGUUAUCAUCAUGUUUUUUCUACCCUCGCCUUUCCCCAGAGCCUUCUACUUUCCAGGCUAAGAAGCCUUGUUUUCUGCUACUGUUUCUCAGGCAACAGGACUGUAGACUUUCCAGCAAAUAAAUCUCCUCUGGGUGUGUCAUAAAUUUUGAAGAGUGUUGUGUUUAGUUGCUGUUGUUGUUGUUUAUCAUUUCAAAAUAUUAGAGCAUGGUAAAGAAAGGGGGCUCAGUAUAAGAAAGUACUUUCUAAUAAUUAGGAUUUUUCAAAACUAGAAUGGGCUUUUUAAUGGUCACUUGAAGGUUAAGAGGUUUUCUACUGUGAAAGAAAUGUGGAAUUGAAAGACCUUUAAGCCCUCUAACAAUUUAAAUGUUCUCAUUCUGGGACUUAUCACCCCUCAGCAAACUUAUGUGAAAGAGAAAUAAAUGAAUGUUGACUAACGCAUUUCCUCGAAGCUAGGCACCCUGCUGGAGCUCAGAACAUUAAUAAAAACGUUGCUGAUGAACAGGUAGAAAUGCACUCUGCACCGGUUUCCUACUUUCCCUGAAUGGUUUUUAAAAAAUCAGCAGGGAAGAAUUACAGAACAUGUAGAAAUGGAACUAGACUCCCCUCCCAUGAAUUCAGAGCAAGAGCCAGAGGAUGGAUAAUUUCAUGUAGGGGUACCCAAACUCAUUGUUAUUAUUUCAGACAUUUGGGGGGAUGAAUAUUUUGGGACCACCUUUUUUGCCCAAGUUAGUUAUUAUAUAGCCUUUAGAAAGUUUUAGUAAAUAUUACUAAUUUAGUAAGUAUUACUAAAAAUUAAUUAUGCAUUAAUGAGGGUCUUUUGAGGAACAGUUUAAAGCAAAGGUGCCUGAAUGUUUGUGAUAGAGUUGCUUAGAAUUAACGAGCAUAGCUUAAACGGCCAAAAGUAAAUGUUAGAGUCUCUCUACUUCAUGUGAAGCAUGAUUGCAGUUGAAAAUAUCCCAAAGUGGAGAGCUUUUCUCCUUGGCAAACAGAAGUGUUCUGCGGAAAGGCUGGGCAAAUCAAACAUGAGGCAGACGCAAAGGAACUUCUGUGAUGUGACACCAAGAUAAAUAAAGGUUAUGAGCACAUAAGCACUUGGAUGCUGAGGUCAAUUAGUGGCCUGAUCUUUUUUCCCCCCUCUUAUCUACCUUUGGAAAAACAAUUUCCCGCCAUGUAAAACUCUUUCCUGCUACAGCAGAAAGUUUGGCCAUCCUGUCAAGCUUUCACCAACUCUGUUAAAUUAUACACAAAAAAGGAAGUAGCCAUCAUACUCCUUAGCUUCUCAAAUGUCUCCAUUGUCAAAAUGAUUCUAGAUAUUAGGAAAACUAUAGAGAAGUUGCUGGUCGAAAGAAAUUAUUUUCUUUGAUACUCUUAUAAACAUAGACACUCAGUGACUCUAAAGUACUGAAGUUUUCUCCUUUUCAGUUAAAAGGUAAAAGUCUUUGUCCCUGAUCUUUGCAUCCCCUGUUACAAAUUAAAUAAUCCCAUCCGAUUUGGCUUUUUUAAGUUUUGUUUUACCACUACCAUCUUCCCCCCA
Molecule: messenger RNA, 4247 nt
Organism: Leopardus geoffroyi (Geoffroy's cat)
Lineage: Eukaryota; Metazoa; Chordata; Mammalia; Carnivora; Felidae
Gene: TBC1D19
Product: TBC1 domain family member 19
Exons: 20
Coding region: 151-1611 (486 amino acids)
Source: RefSeq, a predicted model, not a curated record